This is a messenger RNA of Amoebophrya sp. A120, 1254 nucleotides long. The record is from the annotation of a GenBank genome assembly. Lineage: Eukaryota; Dinophyceae; Syndiniales; Amoebophryaceae.
AUGGCACCUUCUCCUCCCCCCGCUUUCCCACAAUUGCCGUUCUCCGAUGCGUACGCCUCGUGGAUCGAGAAUCGGGUCAAGCGGCACGUUGACGAACGCCGGACGCAGGACGAAAUCAAAACAGCAGCCGACAAACUCGAGAUGGAGAACCGGCCCGAAGCUUUACCGGAAGCCAUGUCUCGCAUAACGAAGCGCGCUGCUGAGCUUGAAGAACUACAAAUGAAUUUAGACGAUCACCUGGAGUGCGUGCAGUUUGCAAAAUUAGGAAAGUUCUGCGACGUGGAUGUCCUGGACGUUGAUGCAGAAAACAGCAACACGGCGUACGUUUGGAUUCCGCAGGGCGUGGUAAAGGCGCCGCCGGACAACAGCGCCGUUUCUGAUGUUCCAGUUACCAGCCCUACACCACCGAGCUUGUCGUGGCAGACACAGGAACAGCUAGAAGUUUGGCAGGAGUGUCGGCAAAUUGAGACGGACGUUGACGACGAUGGGUUAGAGAUUGAGGGUGCCGAAUUGAGGGAAGAAAAGCGCAUUCGCUUGCUUCCUCGUGGAAAGUUUCGCGCAAAGUUGCCAGGCCUGCAGAACCUCAAUGGGGUUCGCCAGAGCAUUGCGCAAGACCAAUUGCGCAUGUGGAUGGCUAGCCUCUCGCGGCGAACCGGGCUAUUGCCGGCAUCUUCGAGGAAUCUUGAUCUUCCACCUGAGCUGUUUCGCGUGAUUGCGUCCUUUUUGCAUCCCUUCGCGGACGUCCUGAAAUCGCCCACCUACUAUGCCGCCAUCGCGCUGCGGCGCCGUUUCCGUGACCUCGAAAAACUGCUCGAUGCUGGCUUGCGUCACCAACUUGACCGCAUUGCUGAAGACCCCUCGUCGCAGAGCGCCGCAAAUGGUAUGAUCAGGGGGCGCUUCACUUGGGAAUUCAACCCGGACGACCAAAUCGAGAAACGGGUAUCAAUCAAGCUCGGACCCGUGGCUUUCAUGAUGCAGGGAUCACUGCCGUGGCCGAAUCGAUGCGAGGCGCAAAUCGUCAAUAGUCCCGCAUGGACCGAGACGCGCAAUGAGGAACUCGAGUCCACGAAUGGAGCGGAAUCCCGCCAGCGCUUAGUACGGCUUUCUGCCGAGCACGCCAAGUAUUCAAGCUUCGUCAUCGUGUUACGGGAGUUUUUCCGCCGGAGGGGCCUGAAAUUUUUGCAGCAUUCUUCACAACCCCGGGAAUUUAGAUUAUCUUGGUACAGUGCCGCCCCAACCGCGUCAGCAGCCUGA